This is a messenger RNA of Tricharina praecox, 572 nucleotides long. Its product is annotated as ribosome biogenesis protein Nop10. The transcript is spliced from 3 exons. Gene Ontology annotation, cellular component: box H/ACA telomerase RNP complex; box H/ACA snoRNP complex. Gene Ontology annotation, biological process: ribosome biogenesis; positive regulation of telomerase RNA localization to Cajal body; rRNA pseudouridine synthesis. Gene Ontology annotation, molecular function: telomerase RNA binding; box H/ACA snoRNA binding. The record is from RefSeq and is a predicted model, not a curated record. Lineage: Eukaryota; Fungi; Ascomycota; Pezizomycetes; Pezizales; Pyronemataceae. The coding region runs from base 64 to 258 and encodes 64 amino acids.
CUCUAUAAAACCUCACCCACCAGACGAUCCACCACAUCUUCCAUCUCCCCCACAACCGCCAUCAUGCAUUUGAUGUACACUCUCGACCCGAAUGGCAAGCGCAUCUACACGCUGAAGAAGUUGACGACUGUCGGUGCCAUCACCAAGUCUGCUCAUCCCGCCAGAUUCUCCCCCGAUGACAAGUACUCCAGGCAUCGUGUGACCCUCAAGAAGAGAUAUGGACUCCUUCUCAGCCAACAAGAGGAGAGGAAAUACUAGACGGGAUACUUCAUAAUGUGCCGGAGCACGCUGGGACCGACGGGCUUGCUUUGCUCUCUGCCGGACUACUGCGAUGGUGCCGUACUGAGCUGCGUCGUUGAUUAAUUUUUGGCGUUUUACUCGGGGUUAUGCUAUGCUGCGUUCGGAUUGCGAAUUUUUUUCUUCUCUGCGUGACAUGACAUGGAUUUACUUCUUUUUUCUUCUUCACGACGCCUGUGCCAUGCUUGCGUUUGUAUUAUAACAAAAACUGAGCGCAGCCGGUUGGUCAGAGUUUUGCUGCUUCAUUUGAUGGCCGGGCUGAAUAGAUUCUCGAG